AUGAAUGGCAAUAUUUUGGACAGCAGUCAGGGGCUGGAAGUCCAGUUCAGCAAUUUAGGGUUUGGUCAUGGUGGCUUUUACGGUUCAGCGAAUCCUGAUAAACAGAUGAUUGGAGCAAAUACUCGGAAUGGGGUCAACAACAAUAACAUGCAAUUCCCUGGUGCACGAAAUUCGAACAUUUCUCCGUAUGUGGGUGGGGGGAUUAUGAAUAAUGCACCGAGUUCAUCAUCGCGAUUUUCUUCGGAUGCAGCUGGAAUCAACUAUUUCUGGGGCGGUGACGCCCCAGAACCAGAAAAUAGACAACAAGCGACGGCGGGAACUAUGGCAGGUACAAUGGCGGCUAACAGUAUCAUGGACACUGUUAACAGCUCGAAAUAUUCAGAUUAUCACACGACAUUCAAUUCAUCAGGGAGUUCGGGUCAAGCAGAUGCGUUGCAUUUGGAAUUGCAAAUGAAAGAGGCUCAAAUCGAGUCUCUGGAGUCUGAAAUUCAAAAGCUCAAAGGUAGUUUCAACAAGAGUGUGAUGUCACGACAAGAUCCGCGCCAAAUAUUGUCUGAUGGCACAGUCGAAAUUCCAGCGUCGCUGGAAUUAAUGUUCACGCAAUUGGCCUCGUCGUUAGCUCAAAAAGAUGUCGAGCUUGAAGAUACUAAGCAACGUUUGGAAAGCUUGGUUACUGCGAUAGCAUUAAAUCCUUCAAACUCAGUUACACGCAUUGGGCGAUACGAUGAAGAGGCCAUUGCUCAUAAAAUCGUUAUAAGGCUUGAAAUGUUAACCAAAGAGAAUCAAGAAAUGGCCAAAAUGAUCAGUUACGGAAGGGCCAAAGAAGCUCAUAUAGAAAUUGAACUUCUGAAACGAGAAAAUCAGGAAUUGAAAACCAAAGUGCAACAAUUGGAGGAUAAUUCCUCCAAAUAA
Lachancea mirantina is the source of this 912-nucleotide messenger RNA. The record is from the annotation of a GenBank genome assembly. Lineage: Eukaryota; Fungi; Ascomycota; Saccharomycetes; Saccharomycetales; Saccharomycetaceae.